AUCAGACCCACUGUGUCCCAGUCUUGUACCAUGGAGUGUAACUGGGACUGUAGUGUGUCACAGUGGAGUGCCUGGAGUGUAUGCCAAGAUGGGGACUGUGAGAUGACAAAUGUCAGGAGAAAGAGAACAGAAGUCCUACUUGGUGUGUACCUUACCGGCUUACCUUACUGUCACUUACUUAAAUGGACUUAACUUACUCAACUUACCUUACAACUUACCUUACAACUUACCUUACUUGAUAUACCUUAUUAAACUUACCUUACUAUACCUACCUUAAGGAUUUACCUUACUGGACUACUUUUAAGGACUUACCUUACUUGAUAUACCUUAUUAAACUUACAUUCCUGGAUUUACCUUCAGGACUUACCUUACUGGACUUGCCUUAUUAAACUUACCUUACUAGACUUACCUUGCUUGAUAUCCCAAGAACUAAAACUAAGACCAUCGGUGAACGCUCCUUCUGCUUCCAUGGGCCCACGUUCUGGAACCAGCUCCCCUUCCAUAUACGUCAUAGUGGAAUCUCGUCCAUUUUCAAAAAGUCCCUUAAAACUCAUCUGUUUAGGUCCGCCUAUGACCUGUGAUGCACCCUCCUUGCCCUACCUCAUUUUCUGUUUCGGGUUGAUCCUGAAGUGUCAAAGUGUCCUCGUUUUAUAGCCAUUUUCAUUGUUUCUAUAGUAUAGCAGUUACUAUCCUAGUGUCUCAUUUGUAUUUACUUAGUUUACAUGUUUUAAUAAUUGUAAAGCGCUUAGAGCUUUAUGAUAAGCGCUAUAUAAAAAUGCCUAAAUAAAUAUACCUUAUUAAACUUACUUUACUUACCUUACUGGAAUUACCUUACUGGACUUACCUUACACCAUAAACCUUAUUAAACUUACCUUACUGGACUUACCUUACUUGAUAUACCUUAUUCAGCUUACCUUACUUGACUUACCUUACUCCAUAUACCUGAUGUUCAAUAUUCUAAUGUAACUCAGUUGUGUGAUUGUAUGUUCCAUAUUUUUGUUUCAAUGUUCAAGCUACAAUGGUGUCUGUUACAAACACUGAUAUUCAAAGAUGGUUGAUCCCACUGUUGCAUUAGCAAAUGAACUCCUUUUAUUCUAGGCUGCGUCGUCGAUAUACUUUUGUUUUUGAAGAAAUGCUCUUCAUAGUCUGUUUGCAAAAAUAAUAGGGUGUUGGAAUUGUAUGUUUGGAUUGGAUUAUUCUUGACUGUGUCAAGAUCUUUCUUUCUCUUAAAUAUAAAAAUUAAAGUUAAUGGUCAGUCAUUUCUGUCACAGAGAACAGUCAGUCAUUUCUGUCGCAGAGAACAGUCAGUCAUUUCUGUCAAAGAGAACAGUCAGUCAUUUCUGUCGCAGAGAACAGUCAGUCAUUUCUCUCACAGAAACAGUCAGUCAUUUCUGUCACAGAGAACAGUCAAUCAUUUCUGUCACAGAGAACAGUCAGUCAUUUCUGUCACAGAGAACAGUCAGUCAUUUCUGUCACAGAAACAGUCAGUCAUUUCUGUCACAGAGAACAGUCAGUCAUUUAUGUCACAGAAACAAUCAGUCAUUUCUGUCACAGACAAUAGUCAGUCAUUUCUGUCACAGAAACAGUCAGUCAUUUCUGUUACAGAGAACAGUCAGUCAUUUCUGUUACAGAGUCAAAGUUUUUAAGAGAUGCAUUUGUUCCACAUUAUUUUAAGUUAUCAGUUUUAAUGAUUUAUUACUUACAGCACAGUUAUUUAAUGAUUUAUUACUUACAGCACAGUUAUUUAAUGAUUUAUUACUUACAGCACAGUUAUUUAAUGAUUUAUUACUUACAGCACAGUUAUUUAAUGAUUUAUUACUUACAGCACAGUUAUUUAAUGAUUUAUUACUUACAGCACAGUUAUUUAAUGAUUUAUUACUUACAGCACAGUUAUUUAAUGAUUUAUUACUUACAGCACAGUUAUUUAAUGAUUUAUUACUUACAGCACAGUUAUUUAAUGAUUUAUUACUUACAGCACAGUUAUUUAAUGAUUUAUUACUUACAGCACAGUUAUAAUUUAAUAACAAUUCUUUUUCUGGUGAAUAGGUAAAAAGUUUAGGACCCGAGAAAUUCUGACCUUACCGGGCCCAGCGGGGAACAUUUGCCCACACCUCAGUGAAAUUCGUAUGUGUCAGCCCGAGCCUUGUUUCACGUGGAACAUCACACUCGGUGUGUGUGAGCCAACCACACGUGGAGGGUGUGGAGAGGGCACGCAGCUCAAGAAGGCCAUUUGCUUAAACAGAGCUGGGGUGAGUGUUUAUGGAUGACCUCAGGCCAUUUGCCACUGCAGCUGAUUGCAGUCUUUUAUAAGUUUUAUUGUUAAUUAAUAUCUCAACUUAGAACACUUCUAAUGGUGCACCAGGAGCAUGUGGUUCUCAUUGUAAUAUUGACAUAGUUUAUGUUAAGCCCUUUCUUGUCUCAUUGUAAUAUUGACAUAGUUUAUGUUAAGCCCUUUCUUGGCAAAAGUAAGGAUUUAAAGUAACCUGUUAAACUAGAAUAAAGAGGUUGAAGUGGCAGUAAUGUAGGAAAUGGGGGCAGUAUGGGAGCAGUGAUGUAGGAAAUGGGGGCAGUGCUGUAGGAAAUGGGGGCAGUGAUGUAGGAAAUGUGGGCGGUAGCGUAGGAAAUGGGGGCAGUGGUGUAGGAAAUGGGGGCAGUGGUGUAGGAAAUGGGGGCAGUGGGGUAGGAAAUGGGGGCAGUGGUGUAGGAAAUGGGGGCAGUUGUGUAGGAAAUGGGGUAGUGGUGUAGGAAAUGGGGGUAGUGGUGUAGGAAAUGGGGGUAGUGGUGUAGGAAAUGGGGGCGGUGAUGUAGGAAAUGGGGUUAAAUGGGGGCAGUUGUGUAGGAAAUGGGGGUAGUGGUGUAGGAAAUGGGGGUAGUGGUGUAGGAAAUGGGGGUAGUGGUGUAGGAAAUGGGGGCGGUGAUGUAGGAAAUGGGGUCAGUGGUGUAGGAAAUGGGGGCAAGUGGUGUAGGAAAUGGGGGCAGUGGUGUAGGAAAUGGGGGAAGUGGUGUAGCUAGAAUGUUUGGCUUCCAUGGUCAAGAUUUAUUAUAAAGGCCUCCCUUUCUUUUGUCAAUUUCUUUUUACUGAUGAAAAUAACAUUAAAGCACAUUUUGGUGCCCCUAAUUAGUCUGGCGCCCAUUGACAUCUGUCCCCCCUACCUCCUGCCCCCUUUAGCUACGCCUCUGAAGGGGCGUGCAGAGGGGUGAUCUGCCCUGUGUUGCACUUAUCCUAGAUAUGCCACUGUGGUUUGGAAUGGAGAGACUGUAAGGAGACAGUUCAUGUUGAAAUGUCUCAACUAUUACCUACAGGUCAAAGUUUACCAUUACCUACAGGUCAAAGUUUAUCAUUACCUACAGGUCAAAGUUUACUAUUACCUACAGGUCAAAUUUUACCAUUACCUACAGGUCAAAGUUCGUGAUCGUUUCUGCCAUGAGAAUUUACAUUCAGAGCAAACGUGGACAAACUGCUAUGUGCCUUGUCCUGAGGAUUGUGUCUUGUCG
This is a messenger RNA of Lymnaea stagnalis (great pond snail), 3495 nucleotides long. Lineage: Eukaryota; Metazoa; Mollusca; Gastropoda; Lymnaeidae. The record is from the annotation of a GenBank genome assembly.